Molecule: messenger RNA, 3656 nt
Organism: Fukomys damarensis (Damara mole-rat)
Lineage: Eukaryota; Metazoa; Chordata; Mammalia; Rodentia; Bathyergidae
Gene: Itga11
Product: integrin subunit alpha 11
Exons: 30
Coding region: 75-3641 (1188 amino acids)
Biological process (GO): integrin-mediated signaling pathway; cell-matrix adhesion; cell-cell adhesion
Cellular component (GO): integrin complex; external side of plasma membrane
Molecular function (GO): integrin binding
Source: RefSeq, a predicted model, not a curated record
GCGCAGAACCAGGAGGCUCCGCUCGCCGCCAGGACCUGAGCCGACCCGACCCGACCCGACCCAGCCUCGCGGCCAUGGACCUGUCGCGGGGCCUCGUGGUGGCCUGGGCGCUCAGCCUGUGGCCAGGGUUCACGGAGGCAUUCAACGUGGACACCAGGAGGCCGCGGGUCAUCGUGGGCCCCAAGACCUCCUUCUUCGGGUACACGGUGCAGCAGCACGACAUCGGUGGCAAGAAGUGGUUGGUUGUGGGGGCCCCACUGGAAACCAACGGCCACCAGAAGACAGGUGACAUCUACAAGUGUCCUGUGACCCAGGGCAACUGCACCAAGCUCAACCUGGGAAGGGUCACCCUAUCCAAUGUGUCUGAGCGGAAGGACAACAUGCGCCUGGGCCUGAGCCUCGCCACCAACCCCAAGGACAACAGCUUCCUGGCCUGCAGCCCGCUCUGGUCUCACGAGUGCGGCAGCUCCUACUACACCACGGGGAUGUGCUCCCGAGUCAACGCCAACUUCCGGUUCUCCAAGACUGUGGCCCCAGCCCUCCAGAGGUGCCAGACCUACAUGGACAUCGUCAUUGUCCUGGACGGCUCCAACAGCAUCUACCCCUGGGUGGAGGUCCAGCAUUUCCUCAUCAACAUCCUGAAGAAGUUUUACAUUGGCCCAGGGCAGAUCCAGGUUGGAGUUGUCCAGUACGGGGAAGACGCAGUCCAUGAAUUUCACCUCAAUGACUACAAAUCUGUCAAGGAUGUGGUAGAAGCUGCCAGCCAUAUAGAGCAGAGAGGAGGAACAGAGACCCGAACAGCAUUUGGCAUUGAAUUUGCUCGCUCUGAGGCCUUCCAGAAGGGCGGAAGGAAAGGGGCCAAGAAGGUGAUGAUCGUCAUCACGGAUGGGGAGUCCCAUGACAGCCAAGACCUGGAGAAGGUGAUCCAGCAGAGCGAGAGAGACAACGUGACAAGAUACGCUGUGGCGGUCCUGGGCUACUACAACCGCAGGGGCAUCAAUCCAGAAGCUUUUCUAAAUGAAAUCAAAUACAUCGCCAGCGACCCCGAUGAUAAGCACUUCUUCAAUGUCACCGAUGAGGCGGCCCUGAAGGACAUUGUCGAUGCCCUGGGAGAACGGAUCUUCAGCCUAGAAGGCACCAACAAGAACGAAACGUCCUUUGGGCUGGAGAUGUCACAGACGGGCUUUUCCUCGCAUGUGGUGGAGGACGGGAUUCUGCUGGGAGCUGUGGGCGCCUAUGACUGGAACGGGGCUGUGCUGAAGGAGACGAGCGGCGGCAAGGUGAUCCCUCUGCGCGAGUCCUACCUGAAGGAGUUCCCCGAGGAGCUCAAGAACCACGGCGCCUACCUGGGGUACACAGUGACGUCGGUCGUGUCCUCCAGGCAGGGGCGGGUGUACGUGGCCGGAGCCCCCCGGUUCAACCACACGGGCAAAGUCAUCCUGUUCACCAUGCACAACAACCGGAGCCUCAGUAUCCGCCAGGCUCUGCGGGGCGAGCAGAUAGGCUCCUACUUCGGGAGUGAGAUCACCUCAGUGGACCUGGACGACGACGGGGUGACCGACGUCCUGCUGGUGGGGGCGCCCAUGUACUUCAGCGAGGGCCGUGAGCGGGGCAAGGUGUACGUGUACACCGUGCGGCAGAGCCGGUUCGUUUAUAACGGGAUGCUGAAGGAUUCCCACAGCUACCAGAAUAGCCGCUUCGGCGCGUCCAUCGCCUCGGUCAGGGACCUCAAUCAGGACUCCUACAACGACGUGGUGGUGGGCGCCCCGCUGGAGGACGGCCACCAAGGAGUCAUCUACAUCUUCCACGGCUCCCAAGGCGGCAUCCUGAAGACACCCAAGCAGAGAAUCGCAGCUUCUGAGCUGGCGCCCGGCCUCCAGUACUUCGGCUGCAGCAUCCACGGGCAGUUGGACCUCAAUGAGGACGGGCUGGUAGACCUGGCGGUGGGUGCGCUGGGCAACGCCGUGAUUCUGUGGUCCCGGCCCGUGGUCCAGAUCAAUGCCAGCCUCCGCUUCGAGCCGUCCAAGAUCAACAUCUUCCACAAGGACUGCAAGCGCAGUGGCAGGGACGCCACCUGCCUGGCCGCCUUCCUCUGCUUCGCGCCUGUCUUCCUGGCCCCCCAUUUCCAGACGGCAACUGUCGGCAUCAGGUACAACGCCACCAUGGACGAGAGGCGCUACAUGCCGCGGGCACACCUGGACGAGGGCAGCGACCAGUUCACCAACAGGGCCGCGCUACUCUCUGCCAGCCAGGAUCACUGCCAGCGGAUCAACUUCCAUGUCCUGGACACUGCUGACUAUGUGAAGCCGGUGGCCUUUUCGGUCGAGUAUUCCCUGGAGGACCCUGAGCACGGCCCUGUGCUGGACGAUGGCUGGCCCACCACGCUCAGAGUCUCGGUGCCCUUCUGGAACGGCUGCAGUGAGGAUGAGCACUGUGUCCCCGACCUGGUGCUGGAUGCCCGGAGCGACCUGCCCACAGCCAUGGAGUACUGCCAGAGGGCGCUGAGGAAGCCCGCGCAGGACUGCUCGGCCUACACGCUGUCCUUUGACACCACCGUUUUCAUCGUAGAGAGCACGCGGCGGCGAGUGGCAGUGGAGGCCACGCUGGAGAACAGGGGCGAGAACGCCUACAGUGCGGUGCUGAACAUCUCGCAGUCCCCCAACCUGCAGUUCGCCAGCCUGAUCCAGAAGGAUGACUCGGACAGCAGCAUCGAGUGCGUGAACGAGGAACGGAGGCUGCACAAGAAAGUCUGCAACGUCAGCUACCCUUUCUUCAGGGCCAAGGCCAAGGUAGCUUUCCGGCUGGACUUCGAAUUCAGCAAGUCUGUCUUUCUGCACCACCUGGAGAUCCAGCUCAGCUCCGGCAGUGACAGUGACGAGCAGGACAGCACGAAGGAGGACAACACGGCCCUUCUGCGCUUCCACCUCAAGUACGAGGCAGACGUCCUCUUCACCAGGGGCAGCAGCCUGAGCCACUACGAGGUCAAGGCCAACAGCUCCCUGGAGAGGUACGACGGCUUCGGGCCUCCCUUCAGCUGCGUCUUCAAGAUCCAGAACCUGGGCUUCUUCCCCAUCCACGGAGUGACGAUGAAGAUCACUGUCCCCGUCGCCACCAGGGGCGGCAACCGCCUGCUAGUGCUGAGGGACUUCCUCACCGACCAGGCGAACUCAUCCUGUAACAUCUGGGGCAACACCACCGAGUACCGGCCCACCCCCAUGGAGGAGGACCUGAGUCAGCUCCUACAGCUGAAUCACAGCAACUCUGACGUGGUCUCCAUCAACUGCAAUGUGAAGCUGGACCCCAACCAGGAGGUCAACUUCCACCUGCUGGGGAACCUGUGGCUGAGGUCCCUGAAGGCACUCAAGUUCAGGUCCCUGAAGAUCACGGUGAACGCGGCCCUGCAGAGGCAGUUCCACAGCCCCUUCAUCUUCCGAGAGGUGGACCCUAGCCGCCAGGUCACCUUCGGCAUCUCCAAGCAGGAAGACUCGCAGGUCCCCAUCUGGAUCGUCCUGGGCAGCACGCUGGGCGGCCUCCUGCUGCUCGCCCUGCUGGUCCUGGCUCUGUGGAAGCUGGGCUUCUUUAAAAGUGCCAAGCGCAAGAGGGAGCCUGGCACAGACCCCAGCCCCAAAGUGCUAGAGUGAGGCCCUGGACAAGGC